AUGGACUUGGAGCAGUCCCACCAGGAGUUAGUCAAGUGUGUCGUCGUGGGCGACACCGCCGUCGGCAAAACGCGCCUCAUCUGCGCCAAAGCGUGUUCUCAAAACGUCCUUGAAUUGGGGCAAUUAAUGUCCACUCAUAUCCCCACUGUGUGGGCAAUCGACCAGUACCGAAUUCACAAAGAGGUUCUUGAACGAUCGUGGGAGGUGGUAGAUGGCGUCAAUGUGUCACUGCGUCUGUGGGACACCUUCGGUGAUCAUGACAAAGACCGUCGCUUCGCCUAUGGCAGAUCCGAUGUUGUUCUGCUUUGUUUUUCCAUAGCUAAUCCACUUUCUCUUCGAAACUGCAAGAACGUUUGGUACCCUGAAAUUCGCAAAUUCUGUCCCAAUACUCCCAUUGUCUUGGUUGGCUGUAAAAAUGAUUUACGCCACAUGUUUAGAGACGAAAACUUCCAAUCACUGUGCCGCGAACGAAGUCCAUUCUUCAGGCCCUUACGAGAGUGCGACAUUCUCACUCCUGACCAAGGUCGGCAGGUUGCUAAGGAGAUGAAUGCCCCCUACUACGAGAGCAGCGUCCUCACCGGUCACGGGGUAAAGGAGGUCUUCGAAAAUGUGAUUCGCUCUGCUUUAAUAUCCCGUCGCCACCAGCGCUUUUGGAUGACCAAUCUAAAGCACGUUCGAAACUGUCUGCUCCAGGAGCCGUACUGCCCACCUAGGCCCCUCAGUCCCCAGCUAAAAGUGCCCGAGUCACAGUACGAAAAGGAUAUGCGCUCUCUGCUGAGUCGCCAGGCGUACACUGAUGUGGUCUUUGUGCACAAUGCUGCCUCCGUUCACUGCCACAAAAUUGUGAUGGUUGCGGCGUCUGACAUCUUCCACACUCUCUUCACCUACCACCACUACAAUCAAAUGUCGAAGGCUCACACAUCGAACAGCACCAACAGUAGCACCAGCAGCAGCACCAGCAGCACUGACCGAGCCCUAACGAAAUGCGCCAGUGACAUUAGUAUUGCCAGUUCAAUGGACGAGUUCGACCGACAGAAGCACAAACUGUUCAACGACGACAGUCUGCUUGAUUGGAGCAGUGUUGAGGGUGACGCCUUCUUGAUGGACAACCUCACUCGUUGUUUGCGCUAUUUAGAUCUGGUUCAAUUCAACUCUUUCACCACUGACUACGAUGAACUGCUGUGCAAACUCAAAAAGUACAUUGAUGAGGUGAAGUGUGGCGUCUUUGCGAAGCGAUUCGUUUUCUUUGGAAUUGAAAAGGGAUUGUUUUCAGAUGUGAUUUUUAAGUUGGAAGAUGGCACUUGCUAUGCACACAAGGCGGUUCUAAUGGCGAGGUGUACUUUUAUGGAAGCCAUGUUCAAAGGCAACUUUCAGGAAAGUUCAAGCACCAUGAUCGUUUUUCCUGGUGUGACUCGUGAGACGUUCUACAACAUGCUGUACUACAUUUACUCAGACCACCUAAUCGACAGUGUGUCUCACAAGAACUGCCUACCUCUAAUAGAGCUUGCCAAUCAGCUCUGUCUCUUCCGGCUGAUUUCCCUGGUGGAGGAGCGUAUCAUCACUGAGCUGGUGCAGAUGGAGAUGCACUCUGACAUCAACGCCAUCGUACUUAAGCUGCUGGAGCCCGCUCAAAUGCACAACGCCGAUCAGCUGUCGGACUUUUGCCUGUACCAGAUUGCAGUCAGCUACAAUGAGAUAUGUCACAAUAACAGUAAGCUACUGCGCUCACUGCACCCUGAAAAUCAAGCGUACUUGAACCGCAAUCGGUGGCCACCGGUGUGGUACCUCAAAGAGCGCGACUACUUUGAGCGGUGCGUUCGCGAGCGAGAGUGGAGCGAGAAUCCGAAAAGUUUCAAGCGUCACAAGAUGAACAGUGGGUGUUUCUGCUUCUCAAAGUCAAAGUCCAGUCGUGCCCUGCUCAAGGGGCCACACUCUUCCUCGUAUCUGCCCAUUACCUUCAAAAUCACCUGA
Messenger RNA from Rhagoletis zephyria (snowberry fruit fly), 1971 nucleotides. Lineage: Eukaryota; Metazoa; Arthropoda; Insecta; Diptera; Tephritidae. The record is from RefSeq and is a predicted model, not a curated record.